UCAAUUAGGGAAUAACAUCGCUACUAGGCAGUGUCAAUUGAGCUCUACAUGAGCCGAGCUCGCUAAAUUGCGCCCAUGGGGUUACUUGACCAGCUCUGGGACGACACCGUUGCCGGCCCCCAGCCGGACAGUGGCCUAGGGAAACUCAGAAAACACGCCACCUUUGGCUUCCGGCUUAACUCCGGCAAGGAUUCAGAAGCUGCGAAUCCAAGAUCACUUGGAGAUGAAGCGGGUGAGGAUGCAGUGAGGGUUACAAGAAGCAUUAUGAUAGUAAAGCCUCAAGGUGUUCAGAAAGGCUCGCCGCCGGUUUCGCCGGCUGCCUCCACAUCUCCGGUGUCUCCUUUCGCCGGUUCCGGUGCAGGGGGAAGAGAGGCAUUUCGGUUUCGUAGGAGGUCUGCAUCCUUCGCUUACGAGAAGGCUAGCGAAGUUGGACCCAGGAGCCCUCCCCCUUACGACCUGUGAUUAACGAUAUCGAGGCUUCGAUCCUUUUCUCCCUUGAGGCUGCUCUAAAUGUUAUAUUGUUUCUGUUUAAGGAUCUUUUGGGAAGCAAAAGAGUAUUAUGUGUAGUUAGAUGUAUAUACGCGACGUCCAUCCACCGCAUAGUGUUAUUUUGAGUGAGGCUGUUUGAGUUCAAAGACUCGAGAGUUGUAAGGAGUUCACUUCUUGUAAAAGGGUUUCUCCAUUGCUUUACAAGUUUAGUUUCUGUUCUCUUUAUAUCUUAUCAUGAGUAAGAAUUCGAUUUCACU
Olea europaea var. sylvestris is the source of this 746-nucleotide messenger RNA. RefSeq names its product dormancy-associated protein homolog 3-like. Bases 76 to 462 code for a protein of 128 amino acids. NCBI's taxonomy places the organism in Eukaryota, Viridiplantae, Streptophyta, Magnoliopsida, Lamiales, Oleaceae. The transcript has 3 exons. The record is from RefSeq and is a predicted model, not a curated record.